Carcharodon carcharias (great white shark) is the source of this 2146-nucleotide messenger RNA. It is a transcript of the gene dusp2, whose product is annotated as dual specificity phosphatase 2. The coding region runs from base 236 to 1165 and encodes 309 amino acids. Gene Ontology annotation, cellular component: cytoplasm; nucleus. The transcript is spliced from 5 exons. NCBI's taxonomy places the organism in Eukaryota, Metazoa, Chordata, Chondrichthyes, Lamniformes, Lamnidae. Gene Ontology annotation, biological process: endoderm formation; negative regulation of MAPK cascade; protein dephosphorylation. The record is from RefSeq and is a predicted model, not a curated record. Gene Ontology annotation, molecular function: MAP kinase tyrosine/serine/threonine phosphatase activity; protein tyrosine/threonine phosphatase activity.
GGCUUCGGCUGCUAUUAAAGUGACAGGCGGCAAGUGUGUCCUGCAGCUCUGAACAGAAGCUAAAGGAUUGAAGUGGAUUUAAUCCCCAGCGCCCCAACUGCUAAUUCUUCUCCCAAUACUGAAUAGACAGGGGCUUCAACUCUUGGCCGCUGGGGAGAGGGAGGCUGUCACCGAGCCGAACAGAGAGAGCCACAUUUCUUAGCGGCCUUUUCCUGCCAGUUUUGCCCCAACUAUUAUGGUGACCACAGAAUCGCUGGAGAUGGACAGUCUCCGCUUGGUCAAGUUGCUGGUGGAGGAGGGGGGCAGCUCUCUGCUGCUGGACUGUCGCUCCUUCCUGAACUUCAACGCCUCCCACAUCGGGGGCGCCCACAAUGUCUACUGCAACACCAUCGUCAAGCGCAGGUCGAAGGGAACCAUCGCCUUGGACUGCAUCCUGCCCGAGGAGAGCCUCCGGGCCGCCCUGAGCUGCGGCCGCUACCGCAAGGUGCUGGUCCUGGAUGAGCGGAGCCCCAGCCUGGCCGCCCUCGCCCGGGACAACACGGCCCGGCUCGUUCUCAACACCCUCAGCGCUGAGCUGGACACCGGCGUAACCCAGCUCUGCUUCCUGAAAGGAGGCUAUGAGACCUUCCACUCGCUGUUCCCAGAGAUGUGUGUAGAGAACCUCAGCUCGUGCCCGCAGGGGGGCUCUGUGCCCACCUUGGUCGCCAGGGGCACACCGCUGUAUGAUCAGGGUGGGCCUGUGGAGAUCCUGCCAUUCCUCUAUCUGGGCAGCGCUUAUCACUCCUCCCAGAAAGAGACCCUGCAGUCACUGGGAAUCACCACGCUCCUCAAUGUCUCCUCCAAUUGCCCCAACUACUUUGAGGGAGCCUUCCAGUACAAGGUCAUCCCAGUGGAGGACAGCCACAUGGCCGACAUCAGUGCCUGGUUUCGGGAAGCCAUUGAUUUCAUUGAUUCAGUGAAGAACAGCGGUGGACGGGUCUUGGUGCACUGCCAGGCUGGCAUCUCCAGGUCUGCCACCAUCUGCAUGGCCUACCUGAUCUGCAGCCAGCGCGUCCGCCUGGAGGAAGCCUUCGACUUUGUCAAGCAGCGCCGAGGCGUCAUCUCGCCCAACUUUAGCUUCAUGGGACAGCUGCUGCAGUUUGAGACCGAGGUCCUGUGCCACUAAAAGGACCGGCCUGGUUUUUAUGCCAUGACAGCCAAGGGAAACCUCCGCUCCUCCGAGCUGUUCCCUUCCAUCUCAUCUCCAAACACGCGAUGGUCCAGGCAACGUGUCAGCGGAGUGCCUCAAUGCCCGGCUUCCUGUUGGAGCUACCCAGUCUGCUCGUCCAGUUUGAGGGCACAUGACUUUAAAUCUGGGCCAACCAUUGCCAUGGGAAAGAGAAAAAGCAGCAACUCACGUCCACGCCCACUGUUGUGUGUGGGGGGGGACCGUCAAUUGUAUUGACCUUCAACCCCAAUGCAUUAACAUCCCCACGAAGCUACCUCCCGGUGCGUGGGACAAUUCACUCAGCGGCGGCUGUCUGUCUGUAUGAGAUCGUAGAUCAAAACCUGUCCUUGCGCGUGAGUUGAUGCAGCCCAUGCCUUGCCCUGGCCUCAGUUGCCCAUGUCAGUUUUGGAGAUGGCCAAUCGAGGCCUAUUCCCGAAGGAUAAACCUCCUGGAGGUGACUCCAACCACGAAUGCUGCUCUUCCUCGCGUCAACUCCCGGAUGACUGGAGCGUGCCAAUGUUUACUCUCGAAAGCCGACCCUGAGCCAGAGUCAGACCAAGAAGCAUCUCCACCUCGAGAGAGUCUCUGCCGCUGCAUGAGACUCAUUGUGGAUGAGGCAUCUCACUGUCCUGCACUGAGUGCUUAGUUCCAGAGCGAGGGAAGAGCCCACCUCAGGCUGAAGUCACUGAAACUAUCAGAAUCACUCAGGGCUCUUACUGUGCAACCUCCUCUCGGAACACAACAGACAAUAUGACUUGAUCUCUGUUUUAAGGGAACUCCUACCUGCUAAUUUCCUCCAGAAGGGAAAGUACUUUAUAUAUAUAUAUAUAUAUAUUUCUUUUUUAAAUGCCUGUUUAGUAACUGUCAGAAGUAAUUAACAUUAUUAAGAUGCAUUAUUUAUUCUAUUGACAAAUGAAAUGUUUUGAAAAAUUUGCAGUA